Messenger RNA from Salpingoeca rosetta, 1668 nucleotides. RefSeq lists its product as uncharacterized. NCBI's taxonomy places the organism in Eukaryota, Choanoflagellata, Craspedida, Salpingoecidae. The record is from RefSeq and is a predicted model, not a curated record. The transcript has 20 exons. The coding region runs from base 93 to 1637 and encodes 514 amino acids.
CGAAACCGUCACUGCCGGCAACAGCAAUCGAAACUGGUCCUGCAUCCUCGCUUGCUCGCUUGCAGUCGGACGGCAUCGCUAACACCAGCACGAUGGUGCAGGGACCGAAAGGGAAGAGGGGUGGGCCGGGCAAGAAGAAGAGGGCGCUGAAGGGCCCUGAGAUGAGCGAGGAAGAGGUGGAACGUGAAAUUGAAGCGCUGGAGGAGGAAGUGCGUCUGCUCCAACACAAGCUCUGUCAGCAAGCUCAAGAGUCGCAGCAGUUGAGGUCGAAGAAGCAGGAGCACGCCGUUCACCGCUACAUUCAAGGCGCCGCGCAACAUAAGAUGCAGCACCACUUUGAUCGGCUGGAUGCGCUGGCAACAGUCAUGGCUGAUGUGUACAACGGGAAGCACCGCCUCCUUGAAGUGGAGAAGCAACGGCUGCUCAUGGAUGGAUACGGCGCCGAAGGUGAAUGCCAGAAGGAGCUCAGGAAACUUGUGCACAGCGACAAGCUGGACUUGACUGUCGUUGACGCCCUGUAUGAGAGACAUUCAUAUCGAGACAUUUCAGAUGCGCUCCUGAGCAUCACAGAGGAGAUUGCGCGUGAUGUUGAGAGCGACGGGCGACCAGCGAACACAUCUCGCAUCGACUGCCGCCGCGAGGAUGAUGCGCCCCCGAAUUUGCUGACGGAGCUCGAGCAGCUCGUGCACGAGGAAGAGCGGAAAUAUGUGCUGUCGUCGCUGGAGAUUGACAGCGCAAACCAGACGGCGCAGCAGCACGAGGACCAGUGCCAGCAGCACGCGAAUGCGAUUGAACUGCAACUCGGAGACACGCGCGCAGACGAUGCGUUACGGGAGUACGUGCAGGCGAUGGGCGAUGCUGCUGCUGUUGAGGCGGAGAGGAAGGCCCUGGAGGUGUCCAUAUCUGAUGCCACCAGCGUCGUGAACACACGCGCACGACAGCGCGACGCCGCCGCGACGAAGACGAAACAGCUGCACUCCUUCGAGGAUGACAUGCGAGUGCUGAGUUCAGAUCUUGUGCGGAUAUCGCGUCAAGUCGAGCAGUUGCGCGUGCACACACACAAACAACUCGACAGCCUUCGGCGCGGAGAACUCGGCGACGUGGAGCAGCGUGUUGAGACGAUGCAGCACCACACGGACGCAGAUGCGAUGCAAGAGGAGGUGCAGCUUGUUUCUCGCCUCCCACUCUCCGCCCUGACCAUCGCACAUGACGACAGCCUACCGCUGCGUCUUGGGCAGACGUCCAUCCGUGCUGACGACACCACCGUCAACGGAUACUGGAACCCCUCGUUUGCACACCACCUCCGCACCACCCUGCUCGCCCCACACCAGAGUGUGGACCAUCUCCUCACCACGCUGCUCCACGCCCAAUAUCGCUCUGCGCGCGGAGAAAAGCUCCUGCGGGCCGCCGAACAGACGCACGACGACGUGCGACACGCGUUGGGGGGCUCCCACCGCCACGACACCGUCCAAGGGGUGCUUGAGCGUGUGGCGCGGGAAGACGAAGUGCAGCGGACGGGGGCGCUGCCGGAGGUCAAUGGGGCGAUGGAGUGGAUGAGCGAAGCGCGCGACGAUGUUGCGCUCGCCCGCCACCUCUUGCAGCAGUACACCGACCAGCCUGCGUUUGGUCUGGCGUGAGCACCAAUGAAAGCGAAUACAUGCCAACAAG